This is a messenger RNA of Lynx canadensis (Canada lynx), 5099 nucleotides long. It is a transcript of the gene ZNF502, whose product is annotated as zinc finger protein 502. Gene Ontology annotation, molecular function: RNA polymerase II cis-regulatory region sequence-specific DNA binding; DNA-binding transcription factor activity, RNA polymerase II-specific. The transcript has 2 exons. NCBI's taxonomy places the organism in Eukaryota, Metazoa, Chordata, Mammalia, Carnivora, Felidae. Gene Ontology annotation, biological process: regulation of transcription by RNA polymerase II. The record is from RefSeq and is a predicted model, not a curated record. The coding region runs from base 1574 to 3202 and encodes 542 amino acids.
GGAGCUGAAGUCAGACACUUAACUGUCUGAGCCACCCAGGUGCCCCAGGAUAUGUUUUUUGUUUAAACAGUAGAUAUACUCAUGUUACUUUUUGCCCCCAAACCUUUUCAUAUUCCUUUUGUGGCUUUCUACUCACUUUCAGGUAAAUUCCUUAAAAUGUUUUUCAGGGUUGGAUUUGAUCUGGCUUUUUCUUGCCUCAGGCUUCAUGUCUUAUUUUUGUGCUUAAUAGUUUGUCUUACUGGCUCUCUUUUUCAUUUUUCUAAAGUACUGAGCAGGAUUCCUUUUGUGUAUCAUUUCAUAUCUCUGGUAUAUUCUCUUCUGUCCUCACCUGUCUCAUUCCUUUUUAUCUCUUUUUCAGCGAGGCUUUCUUUCCCAGACUACAUCAGGGCCCCUCUGCUCUACAUUCCAGCAUCUCAUAUUUCUACUUUUGUAAUUCCCAUAAUUGUAACUACACUUUAACGUCUUUGUCCAGCUGUAAUGUAAGUUCUGGGCAGGUCGGGGCACGUCUGACUUUUUCUUCACUACCUCUGAUUGUACUGAAACCCCACUCUACUUCAUGGUUCUCUAUAGGAUUGUGUUGUGGGUUCUUUCUAUGCCCCUUAUAGAAUAGGAUCAGGAAAUCCCAGAUAGAAUGCUCUUAAACCUUUAACACUGAGCGCAGAGCCACAGGCUUUGGAUGAGAAUACCACAGUACCAGCCUUAUGUAUUUCAGUACACUUGUGCCAUGCAUACAUGUGUUUUGAGCACUCGGUUAUGGUGAAAUCAUCUCUGUCUUCCUAUUUCCUUGAAAUAAUGCUGCAGAUUCUUCUUUUUCACUUCAGGAUUAUAUGGAGAGACAUUUUUGGAUGAACAGUUGUGACUAAAUAUUACAAACAUGAGAAACUCUGUACUAUUUUUGCAGUUUUUUUUCCUAAGUGAAAAAUUAUUUCACAAUUUAAAUGAAUUUUUUUCCCUUUUAAACUGCAGCCUACACUCUUCAUGUUGAGCUGUGCCUGAAGAGAAACUGUUUAGUUGAUCUGACCUCUAGAAGAAAGGGCAAUCAGUAUACUUUCAAGUUGUACAAAUAGAGUUCCCUCACUACUGUCCAGCUCCGUAGCAUAUAGUGGAGAUGAGUGAAUCAGACUUUAAAGCAUUAGUUUUACUGUGAGGCCAUUUCCCUGUGCAACUUUUGAUUAUAUUGACUUUUUAUAUGGAUUGUUGUAUAUAAAGACAGGGCACUAAUUAACGUGAAUACUUCCAUCCACUUCAUAGGUAUCAUUCUGAUUUAUUCAUCCAGCGCUUGAGUGUUUGCUAAUGUGUCAGUCUGGCCGUCACUUUUUAUACAGCUGACCAAUGGCAUUUGUGAAGCUGGAAGGCUGGAAGCCCACUGCGAUUUGUGCUGAUGCAGUCACUCUGCUAUCUAGACAUUUUGUGUCAGUUAGUAGAUAGUGUUCCUAGGCAACCGUUCUUUCUCAUUUUCCUGUUUACUGGGACAGUGAUAUCCCCUCCCCCACCUUUUUUCCCCCUAUGAGCAGGGCUCCCAGUUUUCCAACUCUGAAGUGUUUUCCUAUCAAAGCAAAGAGAAGAUUUGUGGAUGUUGAAUAUGCAAGGAGCUGAAGAGCAAGAGCUCGGAAGAGAGGUUUGUCCAGAUUUGAUGAGCAAGUCUGUUCCAGAGCAGGAUGUCUCUGAAAUUGAUUCACCAGGGAUAGUAGCAAAGAGAUUACAAGACGAUGCAUACCAGGAUUCUACAUUUGGAGAAAAAUAUGCAUGUGAGAGCAUGAAGGAAAACCCUUCUGGAGAGGUUCCUGGAUCAUGUCUUUUCAAAGAAGGAGGUUUUGGGGGAAUAACUUUUAUCCACAAGGAAGCAUCUCCUGAAAUGAUUAGCCAAGAAUAUAAUUUUGAGAGAAGCUUACUUUUGACUUCAAGCUUUGUUACACAUCUCAGGGUUUCUACACAAGAGAGCCUACAUCAGUGGGAGACAAGUAGCACACACACCAAUGAGAUUUCAGACCAGAGUAAAUGUCCAACCCUCUCUACACAGAAAAAGCCUUGGGAAUGUAACGAAUGUGGAAAAACUUUUACUCAGAGCUCAUCCCUUACCCAGCAUCAGAGGACUCAUACUGGAGAGAGGCCCUAUGCAUGUGAGGAAUGUGGGAAAGCCUUUAGUCGUAGCUCCUUCCUUGUUCAACAUCAAAGAAUUCACACUGGAGUAAAACCAUAUGGAUGUGAGCAGUGUGGGAAAACAUUUCGGUGUCGGUCAUUUCUUACUCAGCAUCAGAGAAUCCAUACUGGAGAGAAACCUUAUAAAUGUAAUGAAUGUGGGAAUUCCUUCCGCAAUCAUUCACAUCUCACUGAACAUCAGCGAAUUCACACUGGAGAGAAACCUUACAAAUGUAAUCGAUGUGGGAAGGCAUUCAAUCAGAACACACACCUCAUUCAUCAUCAGAGGAUUCACACUGGUGAGAAACCUUAUUUAUGCAAUGAAUGUGGCUCUUCUUUUCGUAAACACUCAAAUCUUACACAACACCAGAGAAUUCACACUGGGGAAAAACCCCAUAAAUGUGAUGAAUGUGGGAAAACUUUUCAAACAAAGGCAAACCUCUCUCAGCAUCAGAGAAUUCAUACUGGAGAGAAACCCUAUAAAUGUAAGGAAUGUGGCAAAGCCUUUUGUCAGAGCCCAUCCCUUAUUAAACACCAGCGAAUUCAUACUGGAGAAAAACCUUAUAAGUGUAAGGAAUGUGGCAAAGCGUUUACUCAGAGCACCCCACUCACUAAACAUCAGAGAAUUCACACAGGGGAGAGACCCUACAAAUGCAGUGAAUGUGGUAAAGCCUUCAUUCAGAGCAUUUGCCUCAUUCGGCAUCAGAGAAGUCACACUGGAGAAAAACCCUAUAAGUGCAAUGAAUGUGGGAAGGGCUUUAAUCAGAAUACCUGCCUCACUCAGCAUAUGAGAAUUCAUACUGGAGAGAAGCCCUAUAAAUGUAAAGAAUGUGGGAAAGCCUUUGCUCAUAGCUCAUCUCUUACUGAACAUCAUAGAACACACACUGGUGAGAAGCUCUAUAAAUGUAGCGAGUGCGAGAAAACUUUCCGCAAGUAUGCACACCUUAGUGAACAUUACAGAAUUCACACUGGUGAGAAGCCUUAUGAAUGCAUUGAAUGUGGAAAAUUCUUCAGACAUAGUUCAGUCCUUUUCAGACAUCAGAAACUUCACAAUGGUGAAUAACCCUGGCAUUCAGGUUAUGACAGCUUCUCUAGAAAUAGUGACUAGGAAUCUGGCUGGGGCCGGGGGGGGGGGGGCAGGUACAUUUCCUGGAGGGAGCACCGACUGUUACACUCAGAAGAGUAUUUCCAGUUAUGGAGGCGGGAGCUUGGAGAAUGCAGAGCCUACAGCUGGGCAUCUGGGAAUUCAGGGUAGAAAGGAAGUUCCCUGCUUUUCAGAUGAAUCUUUGCUGCUUGCCACUUCUUGUGACUUUCAUACCUUGAGGUGCCAUUGUUUAGUUAGCACUUGUGUUUCCCUUACUGCACUCCUGCCCCACCUUCCCAGCUUGUGACCUGUGUUCUCUGGCCAGUAGGCUGAGGUGCCUUCCCAAACAUUCAGUGUGAAAGUGGCAAGAGUUCUGAGGUAGUGCUAAGUAGCCUCCAGGUAUCUGAGGCUGCUUUCAACAUGUGAUCUGUAGACGUGGUCUCAUGAAGGAGAGGCGGAAAUAAGGGAAAACAAAGAAUCCUUAUUCAUUCAACAAAUAAGGGGGUAUGUGGCAAGCACUGGGCUUAUGUCUACAGAUAUGUUAGUGAAGAAGGCUUUUCUCAGGGUGAGGGAGAUCUUUCCUGAUCCUUUCAAGAUGGAAGGCAAUUUGGGGCUAAAGUGGAAGUAGGAGGUCAAGAGAAACUUAUCUUGAGCGAUGCCAGUUUGCAAAGUCAGAUCUGCUCAGAGGGCCAGGAAGAGGAAGGUCCAACCUUUGUCCCAGAGGAACACUGACUUACCCAGGAGGGACAUAGUAUGUGCUAGGCUGCUGGUGCUGAGGGACAACGUCCAAACAACCGUUAAUGGGUGUUUAGGGAGGGGAAACCAUUGGUGAUAAAGACAGCCUUUUAGGUUGGCUGGAUUCAGGGCUGCCGGACCAGUCCUUAAGAGAAUGUUGGUCAUUGUAGCGGGGAGGGCUAGGUUUCAUUUAAUUGUGCCACUGGUAGCUAUAAACAGGUUAGUUAGGUUUCAGGUGUUUCCGUUUUUAUUGGCACUAUCUUAUUCUUGGAUAUUUUACCCUUCCCUGCAGGUUAGGUGUAAUUAGGGAAACACUGUCAUGGGAUAAAUUUGGAAAGUGUUCUAGAGAGAAUUACCUCUUUUUCAAAUCCUUGAAUGUUGAGACAGCACAGUUAGCCACUGACUAUGAUGGUAUUUUAUUCUUUUAAGAGAGAAGGCAUGUUUUUUUCCUUUAUUUCCUUACUCCCUUUCAUGUUCUUCACUGCUACCCAGAGCUUGAGCUCUGAGAGAUGAGGUGAGGAUAGCCAUUGUCUGGUAUUUGGAAGAGUUUCUAUGCUCUGAAGUUUAUACAGUUUCAAAAAUAAUGACUGUUAAAAACAAAGUCAGUUGAUUCUGGAAUGGUUGGUUACUUAGAACUCAGUAUUAAUUUUUUUCCAGAGCAACUGUCUUGUAAGUAGUGGUUUGAGCUAUUAGUUACCAUGAAUAGGAGCGUGGCAGAAAUAUCACUCUUUUCCUCUCUAGCUGUGAAGAGUAUAUUUUCAAAACCUGCCACAGGGCAACUAAUAAUUGAGUAAAUCAAUGCUUUAUGGACAAAAAUAACCCUGUUAAAACUUCAUGUUCAUGAAAAAUUAUAUUAUUGAAAGGAAAUAUUGAUGUAUUUGUACUAAGUGAAAAUAACGCUAAAGAAUUCAUUGCUGGCACAUAGUAAAUGUGUAAUAAAUAAUUGUUGAAUUAAUAUAUUUUAAUCAAACUUUGCCCACCAGAAACUUUAGCAACUUCCUGGGUUAUGUAGGUGUUUAGAAUAUUUAUACACUACUAUCUUUAGAGUCUUGAGAUUAGAGAGAAUUGGGAGAGUUUUCUUAAGGAAGAAAUGGGAAAUCUAAGGAUGAGACAUCUCCAACUUUUUGUUCGAAAGCUUUUU